UUAUAUUAAAAUGGAUUUUAUGAAUGAACCUGAUAUAAUAGCCGCCAACGAAAAUGUUAUGCCCGAUAUAAAUAAUGAUCUGAUACUCGCCAAGAACUUUUUGAAAAAGCAAUCUGCAUCUACCGGUGAUACACUAUACGACCACCUUGUCGACAUGGUGCAUAGGUUGCUCACUGAGCAGCCGCCCAAUGUCGUCGACUACUUGGAGCAGUUCUCGUGGGACGUGAAGAAGGAUAAACUACGUCCGAACUUCGACUCACUGAAAGACGUUUAUAAAUCGCCGUCACAACUCGCGGCUGUCCGAAAAGUGAAUGAGAUGUUCAAGAUCGUGCGCAAUUCGAACAAAACUGAAACACAAGAUGAAGACGAAGAGGAACCCGUCUUAGAUCUAGAGGAGGAAGCAGAUAAGCCGAAAAUAGCCGAUCUCAUAGAGCACAACCAUAACUUCCGACAGUGCGGAUUUGGUCUACCGGAGCACGAGUGCUUCGCCGUGUACAUCGCCCUCAACAUGCUGGCCAUCAAGGAGCCUGUAGCUAGCGUCAGGUUUUUCGGCAAGAUUUUCGGUACGAAGAAAAAUUAUUAUAUCGCGGAAACAGAACUCAAUGAGGAAGAACUGGAAAAGCAGAUUAAGGAAUUUGAAGACAAAGAAAACCCCGAAGAAGAGAGCGAAGAGGAAGCUCCAGAGAUUGCGGAUGAAAAUAAACAAAUGCUAGAAGAGGAGGAACGCGCGAAGCCAAAGGACCUUCGCCCGAAGCUGCCCCCGGUGCCCACGCCGACGCACGUCCCCCCGCCCCGCAUCCCGCCCGAGAGACCCGGCCAGGGUGUUAAUAAAAAGGUGUUUUACGCGUGCAACUCCCCCGGCGACGAGUGGGUGCGUUUGCCCGACGUGACGCCGGACCAAAUCCGCGUCGCGCGACAGACCAUCCGCUGCAUGACUGGGGAUCUGGAUGCCGAGGUGAUAAGUUUUCCCGUGUUCAGCGGCUGCGAGCGCAACUUCCUGCGCGCGCAGCUCGCCCGCGUCCAGGCCGCCACCGCCGUCUCGCCGCACGGCUUCUACACCUUCGGCUCCGGCGAGGAGGAGGAGGACAUUGACAUGGCUGAGGAUAUGGGUGACUUGGAGUUCAACCCCAACGCCUUCUACGAGGGUCACACGCUGCGCGACCUCGCGGACCCGGCGCUGACGAGCUGGGUGCACCACGGCCGACACAUACUCCAGCAGGGCCGGACCAUCUGGUGGAAUACGCGCGCUGACGCGGAAGAGAACGGCGAAGAAGAGGAAGAUGAAAUCCCCACCGUAGAACCGGAGCGAGGGCCGCCGCUGUUCACUUCCCUGGCGGAGGACGACCCUGUGUGCGGCGCGCGCGCAUGGGCCGUACGCACUAGUUCCACGCUCGUGCGUGCACGUGCGCUCGUCGCCGUACGCAGCAUUGUGUGGCCCGGCGCGUUCGCGUACGCCACUACUGGCAAGAUGUCGGAGUGUAUGUACGUGGGUUGGGGCGUGAAGCAGGGGGCGGGGUACGCGCCGCCGCCGCUGCCGGCGCCGCGGGACGAGUACCCGCCCGGCCCGGAGGUCAUGGAGAUGCCCGACCCCACUGUUGAUGAGGAGGAGGCAUACCGCAUCGCUCACCUGCCGCCGCAGCCGCUGUCGGCCGAGGGCGAGGAGGGAGAAUCAACGGAAGAGGAAGAAGAAGAGGACUGAAAUACCUACUGACAGAAUAUUCACAAGACUGAAUUCAUUUUAAUGAGGGUUUUUAACAUUCCAUUUGCCACGGUGCCGCGCACAAUAUAUUUGUCAUAUGUCACGAUAUAUUAUCUGUCAUAAUAUU
Messenger RNA from Aricia agestis (brown argus), 1826 nucleotides. RefSeq names its product radial spoke head protein 6 homolog A (gene Rsph4a). Bases 11 to 1699 code for a protein of 562 amino acids. Lineage: Eukaryota; Metazoa; Arthropoda; Insecta; Lepidoptera; Lycaenidae. The record is from RefSeq and is a predicted model, not a curated record. Gene Ontology annotation, cellular component: axoneme; radial spoke. The transcript has 13 exons. Gene Ontology annotation, biological process: cilium movement involved in cell motility; axoneme assembly; cilium assembly.